AACAGGAAGUACAGUUUGACUCUUCUCGAAAGAUGGAGCAUCUCAAGACAUUUUCUUCACUUUUCAGUGGAAAAUAAACGUUUAGAAACUUGUUUUCCCGGCUGCACAACUUUAAAUAUACUACGAACAUGUUCCGACAUGUAACAUUUAUAUUUAUAGUUGUUUACGUUAGCUAGAGACGUAAACAAAUGGACAAACAUCUAGCUAACAAGAGGAGCUAACAAACUAGCAUCACACAAAAUACAACAAAAAUCUGCAUUUUUGGACUUUAUUCUUUAUUUAACACUUCUAGGAAUAUCUGAUGCUUUUAAUUAGUGUUACAGUGUCUCCUUUUUGUCUCCCUUUACCCUGGAUUUACCUUGGAAAGGUGAACUUUGAACCCCAUCUGGACUUUCUCAGAGAGUAAAAUGUGGCUGUGUGUGUCUGUGUUCCUGCUGGUGACGACGUCUGGAGGCUGCUCCGAGAAGGCCAACACCUCAGACCUGAUCCACUUCACCGCCGUAGACUUCUAUGAGAAACUGCAUUCUGGGAAGAUGAUGUUUGUCUAUUUUGAGCACCAAGUCUCUCCGACCAUCUCUCUGUUCCUGGUGGAGCUGGAGAAAUCUGCUGAUGCUCUGCAGGAUUAUGGAGUCCUGGUGGGAAAGGUGAACUGUAACAAAGAUCUGGUUCAGACUUACUGCAGAGAGGAGAGGGAGCUGCACACGGCCUUUCUCUUCAGAGGAGGAAAGGAGUUCCUGGGUUUUGAUCUGGACACCGUGUUCGACGUGAACUCCAUCGUCUCUGAAGUCUUGUUCGCCAUCCUGCGUGAAGAGGUGAAGUACGUCCACACAGACACAGACCUGCUGGCCAUGCAGAAGGCCGCCAGAGGGAAGAAAGACAUCGUGCUGGGAUACGUCCGCAGUCUGGGGACUCAAGAGCACAGGUCGAUGAUGGAGACGGCGUAUGUUUACGGAUCCAAAUACCAGUUCAUCCUCAUCACUGGAGGCCCCGUGCUGAAGAACUUAGGAGUGAACGAGUUGUCUCACUCGUCUCAGGUUUGGUUCCUCCACUGUCGAGGUCACCGCAGCAACGAGACCCCCAUGAGCUGCCCGUUGACUCCUAUGAGAAAACCUCUGUCCACCCUCAGCCUGCACUCCUUCCUGCAGCUGAUGGAGGCUCCAUUGCUGUCUGAGGUCUACGAGGACCCCUCCUCGGUCCCGCCCCCCCAGUUCCCCUACCAGCAGACCCCCCAGGUCUUCCUCUUCUCCCGACCCGCCACCAAGCACUCGGACCUGGACUCGGCGGUGGCUCUGGCCUGGAGGCUGCGGGGCCUCGCCCUGCUGCUGCUGGUCCACAGACAGAGUCCAGCAGUUAAAACUCCAGAUGAAUAUAAUGCAGCUAUCCGACUGCCUGAGAAGAGUUCAGAGGUGAAGUAUUUGACGUUGGAUGACCUCGACGAGGUGCUGGAGCUCUUCACGAACCAAGAGAAGGAGGAGGAAGAGGAUGAAGAGGAGGAGGAGGAUGAAGAGGACAGUGAGGAUGAAAGAGAGGAGGACUCUUAUUUUGGAAAGCUGGAUGAUGAGGUAGCAGCGUCUGUGUAUGAGAACAGAGGAAACCUUCCUGACAUGGACUCCAUCACUCAGAUCACCUCCCAUAACUUCCACUCUGCAGUAGCUCAGAGCAGCCUGACGGUGGCGCUCUUCUACCUCAAAUGGGACGCUGUUUCCAUGGUUUUCCUCAGCUCCUUCAUUGAAGUGGCAGAGAAACUCGCAGACUCUGGCGUGCUGAUGGGCGCGGUGGACUGCGGCGAGUGGACUCUCCUCUGCUCCGCUCAGAGCGCCGCCGGCUCGCUCCCCGUCCCGUUCCGACCAAUCACGGCCUUCCCCAGCGUCCUGUUGCUCCGCCCCCAGGAGUCGGCCCAGCUCUACAGAGGCAUGCUGGGUAGUGAGGCGCUGCACCGCUUCAUCAUGCUGAGCCAGCCGGCGUCUCCUCAGCUGCUCGCCACGGAGGAGGAAGUGACAUCAUUCCUCCAGGAGGCUCCUCCCCCCGAACUAUCAGGAGAUAAACCAGACAGAGUUCUGGGACUGUUUCACACUCAGACACACUCAGGUGUGCAGGUGUUCAGUGAAGCAGCAGAGUCUCUGAGAGGAGAACUGCUGACGGGACUGCUGACAGACGCACUCGCUCAGAGAUGGGCUGCAGAGAACGCUGCGUCUCUUCCUGCUGUCUUUGUGUUUCCGUCCUGGAGGACAAACUCUCGUCCUCUCGUUCUGUCUGUGUCUCGAUCUGCUGCAGAGCUGCUCGCACACAUCAGCACCGCUCGGCUGCAUCCUCUGCCUGAGCUGACGGUGGAGAACCUGCCGUCCUUCCUCUCUCUGGGUAAAGCCCUCCUGCUGCUCUUCGUCGGCGAGGAGGAGGACGAGAUCGGGCGGAGGCAGAACCAGGCGCUGGUGGAGGAGAUGAGAGGAGUGGUGGAGCGGGGGGGCAGCAGGCUGGAGGCCUACCUGGCCUGCUGGAUCCACCUGGGCCGUACUCCAGCCGGUAUGUCGGUCCUGGGCUCCUCGCUGGGCUCCAUGCCCCCCCUCCCCACCCUGCUGCUCACUCAUCUACCCUCCACCAGUGAGAUCUACCAGUUCCCCCCCAACACGCCCAUCGUGGCCUCGGCGGUGCUGCGCUGGCUGCAGAGCGUGGAGGACGGGGCCGAGGCUGCAGCAGGGACGCUGGGAGAGGAGAGCUGGCCUCCUGCUGCUGACUUCCUGGACUUCCUGAAGAUCAUGGACAUGCAGGAUCCUGACUCCACCCAGCAGCAGACACCUGAGGAGGAAGAGGAGGAGGAGGAGGAAGAAGAAGAAGAAGAAGAAGAAGAUGUGGAUUCCUCCUCCAGCUCUCCUCCUCCUGACAGCAACGCUAACAAUCACUCAGAGCUCUGA
Centropristis striata (black sea bass) is the source of this 2909-nucleotide messenger RNA. RefSeq names its product thioredoxin domain containing 16 (gene txndc16). The coding region runs from base 408 to 2909 and encodes 833 amino acids. The record is from RefSeq and is a predicted model, not a curated record. Lineage: Eukaryota; Metazoa; Chordata; Actinopteri; Perciformes; Serranidae. The transcript has 20 exons.